Messenger RNA from Entrophospora sp. SA101, 1314 nucleotides. NCBI's taxonomy places the organism in Eukaryota, Fungi, Glomeromycota, Glomeromycetes, Entrophosporales, Entrophosporaceae. The record is from the annotation of a GenBank genome assembly.
AUGCCUCCAAAAUCAAAAAAGAAAAAGAAACCCGCUAAUCCAGCACGUGGAUUUGCUACAAAAAGUACUCCCUCAAAAAUAAAAGAUACAGAAACAACUGAUGACAAUGAAUCAAUUAAAGAAGUGCCUGAAGAACCUGUGGUUUCCAAAAAGUCAGAACAACUUUAUGAAAAAAGGUUGAUUAUCAAAUAUAUAGAUGAAACUGGAAAGGAGCCUGUGACUAAUGAGGAUUUAUCCGAAGAAGAUCUAUUAGGAGUAAAAACAAAAUCUUUUACUUUGAAACGAAAAUAUCAAGAAGCACAACAAGAAUUGAGCCAUGCUUUGUUUCAAUAUGAUGCAGCUUCAAAUAUCAAAUCUCAUAUUGAAAUUCAACCACCUGCAGAUACAUCUACAUCUGAGACACAAAAGAUGCAGGUUGAUGAGGAAAAAGGCAUAGGUAGUUCAAUCAUUGAAAAAUUAGUAGAAGCCAGUGUAGUUUUAUCAAAGGGAUGUAAAAAAAGAAAACCACCACCAAGCCUUACACCUGCUGAUACAAUCAAAACAUUUACUCAAAUUUCUACAAUUCCGGCCUUACACAACUCCUCAACGUCUGGAAUAUUAUGUAUGGAUUUAGAUCAGACAGAAAAAUUAGUUUUAACAGGUGGCAUUGACAAAAAAGCAUUGAUUUAUGAUCUUGAAGAAGGUAAAGUAGUAAGUCCAUUGAAAGGCCAUACAAAAAAAAUUACAAAUGUUUUGUGGAGAGAGAAAGCUGAAGCUAGUGAAUCAGAUAUUGUAUUUACAGCAUGCACUGAUAAAAGUGUUAGAAUUUGGAAUAAUACCAAAAAAGGAUAUAAAACCUCCAGUGCCAUUUCAAUACACAAUGCAGAAAUUACUGUUUCUGAAGAUUUGACCUGGGGUUUUCAUGAUAUUGCUACUGCACAAACACUGGUUAAAAUAGAAAAUAGAUAUUCAUGUGUGAAAUUUCAUCCUGAUGGUCUUAUAUUAGGAACAGGUACAAAUGAUUCAGUUGUUAGAAUUUGGGAUAUAAAAGCACAACAAAAUGUCACAACAAUGGAAGGACACACAGGAAAAGUUAAAUCAUUGUCAUUUUCAGAAAAUGGAUUUUACUUAGCAACAAGCUCAGAAGAUAAUUUGAUUAAAAUAUGGGAUUUAAGAAAACAAACAAAUGUCCACACUUUAACAUUAGAAAAUACCAAGAUUAAUAAAGUUAUUUGGGAUUACAGUGGUCAAUAUAUAGCUGUUUGUGGCUCUGAUAUAAGAAUAUUUGGUACUACAGAAGCAGAAACAAUAACAGAGCCUGAAGUACAAGAAUAA